Messenger RNA from Brettanomyces bruxellensis, 1761 nucleotides. RefSeq lists its product as uncharacterized. Gene Ontology annotation, biological process: cell wall mannoprotein biosynthetic process; protein N-linked glycosylation. NCBI's taxonomy places the organism in Eukaryota, Fungi, Ascomycota, Pichiomycetes, Pichiales, Pichiaceae. Gene Ontology annotation, molecular function: alpha-1,2-mannosyltransferase activity. The transcript has a single exon. Gene Ontology annotation, cellular component: Golgi apparatus; membrane. The record is from RefSeq and is a predicted model, not a curated record. Bases 1 to 1761 code for a protein of 586 amino acids.
AUGAGAUUACCGCAUUCUUCUCGUAUGUCUAAGCGUGAAAUUCUAUAUGUCACAAGCUCUACCUUGCGGCAUGCAAUCAAUAACUGCCGAAAGAUUCGAAGACGGUCAAUAGUUAAGAUAGCGACAUGUAUAAGUUUUCUUGCAGCCACGAUAUUUAUAUUAAUAGUAUGGCUGGAAAGAGAAGCAAAACUGAAGGCUAUCACUUCGUUGGACCUGUUAUCACUAGAUGAUAAGUAUAGUCCACAGAUGUUACAUAUGGUUCCCAUGAGAGAGCGGGCUAUAGCAUCAUCGGUUGACAGCGUAUUUGAAUCUGGAUGCAGAGAUAUCAAAGAUGAAAUCGGUAAGCCGCGAGAAAAGGCUGCUAUGGUUGUUUUAGCAAGAAACUCAGAAUUAGACGGCGUACUUUCUUCCAUGAAGUCAUUAGAGAGGCACUUUAAUCAAUGGUUUAAUUAUCCUUGGGUGUUCUUAAAUGACGAAGAAUUUACGGAGGAAUUCAAAGUGGAGGUGGGUAAAAUUGCUAGCGGAAAAACAGAGUUUGGAAUAAUACCCGAACAUAAAUGGCAUAUGCCGUUUGAAAAAGAUGAUCCUGUUACAUUUGCAGAAGCUGUUGAGGAACAGGGUGAUCGAGGUAUUAUGUAUGGUAGUAUGCCAGCAUAUCAUCGCAUGUGUAGAUUUUACUCUGGGUACUUUUUUGAACACGAACUAGUCCAGAAAUACGAUUGGUAUUGGCGUGUCGAGCCAGACGUUGACUUCUACUGUGAUAUCACAUACGAUCCUUUUAGAGAAAUGAAGCUUCACAAUAAAAAGUAUGGCUUUACGAUCAUGAUCAAGGAGCUUAUUAACACUGUUCCAAAUCUUUUCAGAUACACACUGUCUUUUGCCAGAGAAAAUGAGAUGGAAUUUACUGAUUCAUGGUCUUUGUUUGCGAAAUCGUUUGGCCGGGUCAAGGGUACCAACGAAAAAGAUUAUAAGGAUAUAAAAGACAUGAAACAGUUCUGGAACCGCCUUCAACAACGUGUUCCUAUACUGGAUGCCGUCGAUUGGUCGACAGACUCGUCUGGGGAUGAUCUUAGUGAAUAUGGCUUCCAGUCACUGGUGAGUGCCGGUAAUUCAGCCAGCACAGAUAGAUCUAAGAUAGAUAUGUUUAAUAACAUGGAAUACUCUCUUUGUCACUUUUGGUCGAACUUUGAGAUAAGCAGGACUGAUCUAUUUCUGUCACCAGAGUAUAAGAAGUAUUUCGACUUCCUAGAGAAAUCAGGGGGGUUUUACAUGGAGAGAUGGGGUGAUGCUCCAAUUCAUUCAUUGGCGACAGGUCUCUUUUUAAGCCAAUCUGAGAUGCACUAUUUUCGUGAUAUUGGUUACAGACACUCUACGUUGGAGCACUGUCCGCUAAAUUCACCUUUCCAAAGGUCGUAUCGAGAAUCUAAAAACUACACGCAUGGAUAUACCCAAAAGGAAGAGCGGUACUGGCGUAAGUAUGAUGCUCCAGUUGCAAACUCCAGAGUUGGCACUGGCUGCAGAUGCAGAUGUCCGACAGGUUACUCUGAUAUAGAGAACUCUGGUAGUACCUGUAUACCCCUUUGGGCUCUGCUUUCGGAAAGCAAGAGGCAUCCUCGUGCAAAGCUAGAUCUUAACAAAAUUGAACAUGAAGCCGUUCAGAUGUAUAGAGCGUAUGUUAAGAAGAAUCCACAAAAGGGUGGCAGUUGGAAGUUAAGUGAAAAUGAUCGUCACAAGCUUGAAAAGUACGUUCUAAGCGGGUGA